Plasmodium inui San Antonio 1 is the source of this 759-nucleotide messenger RNA. RefSeq lists its product as hypothetical. Bases 1 to 759 code for a protein of 252 amino acids. The record is from RefSeq and is a predicted model, not a curated record. Lineage: Eukaryota; Apicomplexa; Aconoidasida; Haemosporida; Plasmodiidae. The transcript has a single exon.
AUGAAAAAUUGUGUAAUUUUACUUUUCCUGUUUUGCGCAUGUAUCAAGUAUGUGAGUUGCCAUGCGGAUCAAAUAAUUAACGAAAAAUUGACCAACCUGGUUUUUUUGAGUUGUAAUUACCAAAAGGGGAAGAAAAAUGAGACGCUAAUAAAAUCGGUGGAGAAAAGGAAGCCACAACUUAUGCUCUGGAUUGGAGAUUAUUUUUACUCAGAAUGUAAAGAGUUGAAAUGCCUUAACGAAGUGUAUGAUUAUAUUAAGAAAGAUCCCUUCUACAUAGGGUUAAAAAAAAAGUUUGUAAUUGACGGCAUAUAUGAUGAUCAUGAUUAUAAUAAAAAUAAUGGAGAUCGACUGUAUGAGCAUAAGAAGGAAAGCAAAACGCAGUACUUAAACUAUCUGAAUGUGCCCAAAAAUGACGUGAGGUACAAACGGAAUGGAGCAUACAUUUCGAAAUUGUAUAUAGACCCGGAGAAUGAAAAAAAUCAAGUGAAAAUUAUCAUUUUAGACACCAGAUAUAACAAAGACCCGUACCCCUUCUAUGCGCCUGACUCAUACCAUGACACUUUGAUGCAUAUAUUCCUCUCGUUCGUUGUUCGCUUUCACGCGGCUCUGUUCGGUCUACACUGCAACAGCAACAAUGACAUUUUGGGCAAUGAGCAGUGGACGUGGCUGGAGAGGGAGCUCACCAACUCGAAGGCGCGCGCGCACAUUGUCAUUUCGUCCACGCAGGUAAAGGGGCCAGAGGGACGGAUAAAUGGAUAG